Mesorhabditis belari is the source of this 1092-nucleotide messenger RNA. NCBI's taxonomy places the organism in Eukaryota, Metazoa, Nematoda, Chromadorea, Rhabditida, Rhabditidae. The record is from the annotation of a GenBank genome assembly.
AUGCCUUCUGUAUCGUAUUCAUCAAAAGUGGAGAAUUGCGAUGAAUGUAUCGAUCUUCGAUCAGACACCGUCACAAGGCCGACACCCGAAAUGAGACAGAUCAUGGCCAAUUCAAUCGUCGGUGAUGAUGUUUAUGGAGAAGAUCCGACAAUCAAUGCUUUAGAAGAAAGAUGCGCUAAACUCUUCAAGAAAGAAGCUGGUAUUUUUGUCUGUUCGGGCACAAUGGGCAAUCUUCUUGCCGUUCUUUCGCAUUGUCAACGUGGAGAAGAGAUUAUUGUUGGGAAACAAUCGCAUAUUCAUCGAUGGGAACAAGGAAAUUAUGCUCAAUUUGGGGGAGUCAGUGCAAUGACGGUAGAGAUUGCGAACGAUGGAACGUUGCCGUUGAAAGAGAUUGAGGCGUCGAUUCGUGGCGGAGAUUCGCAUCUACCAACGACGAAACUUAUCUGCCUUGAGAAUACUCACAAUUGGGCCGGCGGGAAAGCGUUAUCGAGAGAGUACCUCAGAUCUGUUCGCGAGCUGGCCGAUCAUCACAAAUUGAAGGUUCACUUAGAUGGAGCGAGAGUCUACAAUGCGGCCGUUGCCACAGGAAUGGAUGUCUCAGAGAUUGCGAGCUAUGUGGACUCAAUUCAAAUGUGCUUCUCAAAGGGUUUGGGAUCUCCAGUCGGUUCGAUUGUUGUUGGGGAGAAGAAAUUCAUCGAUCUCGUUCGACACAAGAGAAAAGCUGUCGGUGGUGGAUGGCGUCAAGCGGGAAUCCUGGCCGCAGCCGCCAUGUAUUCCCUCGAUCAUGCUAUCAAGACGGUGACACGGGAUAACAAAAAUGCGGCUAUUCUGGCAAAAGGUUUCAACGAUCGAACGCCGAAUCAUCUGAAAGAAGCCCUGCACGCAAAUGAGGAAGGAUUGACAAAUAUUGUGGUGGUUCGUUGCGCGAAUGGGGUCACACCGAGUCAGAUGGUUUCCUUUUUCCAAGAGCGCAGAGUGUUGUUCAUGGUUUUCGACGAUCAUCGAGUGAGACUUGUGACCAAUUGGGGAUUGACUGAUGAGCAUAUUCCGAUUAUUUUCGAGGUCUACGAGGAGUUCAUCAAAACGUUGCAC